Messenger RNA from Corapipo altera (White-ruffed manakin), 2419 nucleotides. RefSeq names its product S-phase kinase associated protein 2 (gene SKP2). Lineage: Eukaryota; Metazoa; Chordata; Aves; Passeriformes; Pipridae. The coding region runs from base 34 to 1371 and encodes 445 amino acids. Gene Ontology annotation, molecular function: protein binding. The record is from RefSeq and is a predicted model, not a curated record. Gene Ontology annotation, biological process: SCF-dependent proteasomal ubiquitin-dependent protein catabolic process. Gene Ontology annotation, cellular component: SCF ubiquitin ligase complex. The transcript has 9 exons.
CACAGAUCCCCCGUUUAAUCGCCCCGCGUGUGGAUGUGGGUUACGUGUGAGUUGGAAAUGCUGCUGUGCGGCCGUCCCCGUCAUGUGUUUGGUCGGUCUGGCGGUACCCUCAGAGCCUGUGGGUUUUGCUCUGUCUGCAGGAAACACCUCCAGGAGAUCCCAUCCUCCAGCACUAAUGUUUCCACCAGCUUGGACUGGGACUCCAGCAAGACCCCGGAGUUCCUGUCGAGCGUGGGAGUGUCUGUCCUUAAGAAAGACAAGCUGGGCAACGAAAACAUGCCGCAAGACCUGCUGGUGUCAUCAGGCUGUCCUGCUCCAAAACGGCAGAAGGGGUUUGUUAUUGUGCGCCGGCCGUGGCUGCUCCGAGAGGCAGAGCCAGGUGUUUCUCUGGAUGCGCUUCCAGAUGAAUUACUUUUGGCAAUCUUUGCAUAUUUGCCCCUAAAGGACUUGCUAAAAGUUUCAGUGAUUUGCAAGAGAUGGCAUCGUCUUUCGUUCGAUGAAUCUCUCUGGCAGACUCUUGAUCUGACUGGUGGGAAUCUGCUGCCAGGAGUGCUUGGACACCUGCUGCCCGCAGGUGUUACUGUAUUCCGCUGCCCAAGAGCCUGUAUUGGAAAUCCAUUGUUUAAAACAACCGAACUUCUCAGACUUCAGUACCUGGAUUUGUCAAACUGCACAAUGUCUGUUGCAGAUCUCCAGAGUAUUCUUUGUCUGUGUGAAAGAUUGCAGAACCUCAGCUUGGAGGGACUAGUGCUUUCUGACAACAUCAUCAAGAGCAUUGCUAGGAAUCCCAAUUUGAUACGACUAAACCUUUGUGGGUGCUCAGGGUUCUCUGCAGAAGCCUUGGAGAUGAUGUUGAGCAGCUGCUCUGUGCUGGAGGAGCUGAACUUGUCCUGGUGUGCCUUCACAGCCACACAUGUCAAAGCAGCAGUCAGUCAUGUUACUUCAGUAGUCACCCAAUUAAAUUUAAGUGGAUACAGAGAGAAUCUACAAAUAGCAGAUGUGAAAACACUGGUGGAAAGAUGUCCUUUUCUUGUCCAUUUAGAUCUCAGUGACAGCAUGAUGUUAAAGCCUGAGUGCUUCCAGUAUUUUCGGCGACUCAUGUUCCUCCAACAUCUUUGUCUUAGUCGAUGUUAUCAGAUAUCACCUGCUGCCUUGUUAGAACUUGGUGAAAUUCAAACGUUGAAGACUCUUCAGGUGUUUGGGAUAGUGACUGACAGCUCCCUGCAGCUCCUAGAGGAGGCACUGCCUGCAGUGAAGAUCAAUCGUUCACACUUUACACCCAUUGCAAGGCCAACUGUUGGCAGCAAAAAGGACCAUGAGAUUUGGGGAAUCAAAUGCAGAUUGACACUGAGAAAUCCUAGUUUCUUAUGAUAUGUACAGUGCACUGGAUGCAAUGGACACACUGUGCAUUGAAGCUCCUUAAGAAACAAAGUGCUGGAGCACCUUUAAUCAUAGUACUGUUAUUGUAAAAAGCAUUCUAAUUUGCUCUUAUACCUUAAUGAUGUUUCAUAGUAUUUUUUAGCAUUGUUUGUACUUCAAGCCUUUAGAGAUCUGAUGAUCUGUGAGCAAUUGUAGAAUUUUUCAGGCUUUUUUUUUUCUUUAUACAGGGGAUCUUUGAAAAACUUCCAGUUAACUCCUGGAAGAGUUAAUUCCUCUUAGUUAACCUUUGCAAGCUGUUCCCUAACUCCUGGAACAGCUUGCAGAGGUGCUAGGUGUCUUAAUAAGGUUUAUUAAGGAAUUUGCAGAGCUCAAAGUGAAUAAGAUAUUAAACCUAUUCAACUACUCAAUUGAACAAAAUGCACAGUAAGAUGAAAAGCUGUGAGCACAAAAGAGGACUGAGUCUGAAUUAAUCAAACUUGAAAACAGUAACUUGGGGAUGUCUACACUAAAGCAGCUAAGAGAGCUCAAUACCGUACAAGUUAGGAGGCAGCAUAAAGGAGCUACAGUAAAGUUUUUACUUAGCAGGCCACAAAUGAUAAUUUUUUCUUCAGUAUUGUGUGCUGUUAGCAAAAUACAGUCUGAGAAGCCCAUUCAGAAUUAGCAUCUGUAAAAAUAGAUGUUGGUUAUCCAUGCUGGUUUCACGUGGUAGUGCUAGGUUUUCUGAUUAAAUGUUACAGAACCUUAGUGUAGCUUCUGUGAGUCUGAUCUCAGAUAAAAUUUCCUCCAAAGAACAACUGCAGCUGAUAUAGUGGUAAAAAUAUUGCAGGAGGAGGGCUCAAAAGAUUCUAGAUAUGACCAAAAAACCAAAACAUGGAACUGCAGCAUAAGAAUGCUGGAGGGAAGAGAUGCUUUGGUGCUAGCAAGAAACAUCAAUUUUCUUUUGUAAUAGUUUAUGUUUGUAGUAGCACUUCACUUUUUGUAUCUGUAUCACUAACCACUCUUGUCUAGUGUGGAUUUUUUUUUUUUUUGGUUAAAGUCA